Molecule: messenger RNA, 753 nt
Organism: Ambispora gerdemannii
Lineage: Eukaryota; Fungi; Glomeromycota; Glomeromycetes; Archaeosporales; Ambisporaceae
Source: the annotation of a GenBank genome assembly
AUGGGUCGCAAGGGAUUCACAAGAUUUACAAAAGGCGGGCGUUCUAUUUGGGGCGGCGAGGGUAUAACACCCGAAACUCUAAAAAAUGCGCAAUGGGCAUGGGAGCCAUGUACAAAUACUGAUAAUAUUGAAGUGGUGGUACCUUUAUUGCCGACUAAAAAGCUGCCCGUUUUAUAUACACCGUCAUCAUCAAAAAAACGAAAGAAUAAAGAAUAUCUCGUGAAAAACCGCCACCUAAUUGAAGAAAAUGGAUUGAAAGAGAUCGAACCAUCAAGUACCGCCUCAUUACCACGAUCCAUAACUGAUCCAAUGGCAUUCGGACAAGGUUAUCAGCCAGUCGUAGACCCAGAUACAGGUAGUGUAUGUGGCGUGUUUGUAGACAGAUCAGAAGAAGAGUACCAGGAUGAGGAACAAACAAGAAAAAAAGGCACAUUGUGCCAGUAUAAGGCAGCAACAGCGAAGUCGAGUCUAUGGGAAUCACUCAUUCGUAUUGUUCAGCUGGAAUACUUCCAAAUGACAUUUGACCCCAUCAUACCUUGGCCAACCUUUCCUCCGAUCCCGGAACAAGCAAUAAGAGCCUAUCCUCAUAUUUUCGGUGAGGGUAACAAUAACGAAAUUGAGCGAUCGUCAAGGCUGAGGACGGUCUUUGAUUGUGUUGAGAUUGUGAAAAAACGAAAAUUGGAAGGAUAUAAGCCUAUUGGGCUUGGCUCAAAAAAGGUCCCGAAACAAAAUAAUAAUAAUAGUAAUGGAUGA